Brassica rapa (field mustard) is the source of this 6629-nucleotide messenger RNA. Its product is annotated as cytochrome P450 714A1. The record is from RefSeq and is a predicted model, not a curated record. Gene Ontology annotation, molecular function: oxidoreductase activity, acting on paired donors, with incorporation or reduction of molecular oxygen; iron ion binding; heme binding. Lineage: Eukaryota; Viridiplantae; Streptophyta; Magnoliopsida; Brassicales; Brassicaceae.
AAAGAGUUCGAGAUGAUUUUGGUUAGUUACAAAGACCAAUAUAGUACUUAUAUCUGUAUACUAGAUUUUGAUCCGCGCUUUGAAAGCGCGGGAUUAUUUUGUUUACAAAACUUAGUUUAUUAUAAACUAUAAUUUCUAUCUAAAAUUAUAUAUUUUAAGUUUUAUUUAAAUAAGCGUUGGCAUGUCUCUCAUUUGUUUUAGAUUAUUUUAAAAGUUAAAAACUGAAACGGAGUAAUACAUCGUCUAUGUCUUGCUUUGGUCAAAUUUUAUUUUUAUAAUUUUUUUUGUCAUAAAUGAUAGAGCUAGGCAACAUAUCAGGACCCAAAGAACUGAAUCAAACCCGAUCCGAAGAGUAGUACCGAACUUAAACCAAAAUUGAUUAAUACAUGAUUGGGUAUACAAUUUAAUAUAGGAAGAACCAGAUUCAAACCCGACUCGAACAAAAUAUUUCGGGAACCAUAAAAUGCUCAAAACACCGGAAAUAUCUAAAAACUUGUUUUCCAUCAUAAUUUCCAAAUAAAUCCAGUUUUAUUUUAAUUUUAUAUAUUUACUUUUACAUUAUUUAAAUUUAUAUGUUUUAUAUUAUUUCAGUUUCGGGUUUUUAGAAUUUAAGGUACAUUUUAAUUUUUCAAUUGUUUACAUAAUUUAAAUGGAUACCCAAACCAAACCCGUAAUGUUUAGAAUAGGGUUUAAAUCUAUAAGCCUAAAAAUCUGAAAUCCGAAUAGACUCAAAUCAAAACCAAACGGAUCCUGAUUAAGAUAUAUAAGAUUAUGUGUUUUAUUUAUUUAAUAAUAAUAUAAGAUUAUAUUUUUAGUUUUUCUCCUAGAAUAUUUAAAUGUUUAUUUGGGUUUAUAUAGAAACCGUUUUUAACAAAAAUCAAUACCAAAUAUAUGCAACUAUAUAUACCGGGUUUGCUGACAUAUUAUAUAAUAUAAACGUGUUUUAAUCAUUUUUUAAAUAAUUUAAAAUUUUGUGCUAUAAUCAUUUUUAAAUAAGAAUAUGAGGAUAUAAUUAUUUUAGAUGUUAGUGCCCAAACAUAUUCAUUCAAUAAUAAUGAACAUCAAAAAUAUUCAUACCUAUGUAUUGUUAUGAAAUCCUCGUUUAUAGUAACAACUAUAGAUUCGGUAGAAUCAGGUCAUUAAUGGCCAAAGAUAUGAUCAUUGAUUUAUUUACGGUUGGUGACAUUUAAAUAUAUUGAUUAAAUCUUUCUUUAAGCUAGAUUUUAGGUUAUUUAUUUAUUUAUACUAAUUAAUAUAGUAAUGGCAUUUCAUUGUAAAUAACUCAAAAACUAAUGGCAGAAUCCUAGUAGGGAUUCUGCUUUAAUAGUAUAGAUAUGAUAUUUCUUUUAGCAUCUCUCUUUUUCUAAUUAAGAAAACAUCCAUCUUAAUAAAUUUGGCAUCAAAAGCUUCCUGAGUUGAAAACUGUAUCGGAGUGUUAAUCAAAUUUUCCCGAAUAAACCAUAAAUUUUGGUAAGCAAAGAUAUUAUAACAUUCCACUGGACCACAAGUAGUUUUCGGGUUGGCUUUUUAAUUUCGAUUUCUUGAAAGCUAGAAUUAGGAAAAUAUUUAAUUCCUACAAAUCUAUUUCAGUAACAUGCAAGCAGCAUGGUCGAAAUCUAUCGAAUUCGAAGAUGUAUCAUGUAAUGGGCGUAUUAACAUACUUGACAUUUUUCUCUUUUGAUUUGAUCUAAUUUCUAACCAGCCCGAUAAAAUAUCAAACGUUUGAAAAAAAAAAAUACAUAUAUAAGAACAUGAAGCUUUUUAAUUAAUUAAACCGGGCUAUAUAUGCAACAUUAGGUAAGGUACGCCUUGAUAAAUCGUAUCCAAAACUGUAUAUAAAUAAUAGAAUCCGACAAUCAAGCAGGAAUGCAGAAUGACCAUACCACUGGACCACUACAAAUUGAAGAAUCCUAGUUAAUGUUCCAGUCAUCGUUAUCAUAUGGCAUCACCUAUUUUCACAGAAUUUUUUUUGUAAAUACAAAAUAAUAUUACACAAAAAGUCAACAUCCUCGGCUCGUUACAUCAUGCAACAUCAUAGACAACAUCAUAAUAUAUAGUACUGUAUUUAUAUAUUAUAUUUGCCUUUUAUUCUUCUGAUCUUAGAUCGAAAUCUAAAUAAAUCAUAUAGUCUGUAAAUUUUUAAUAUAUUCUAAAUUAAGUAAAUGUUGAUUGUUGUCUUAUUAUUUUUCAAGGCAUUUGUUGGAGAGAAGAUCCCACAUUAAAAAUAGGUAACCGAUUUGAGUAAUAUAUAAAGAAGUUAUGUUAUUCCAUUUACCGCCAAUUAGUUUUAAAUUAAAAAUCCAAAAAACUUAUCAUGGUAUCAGAGCGGGUCCACGGCAUGACCUUUUAAUCUGACCCGGAAAAUGGUUCAAGCAUCCCAUAAAUUAAUGGCACAAGAAAGACUUAAUUUCUUCGAGAUAGCUAGAAAAAGAGCAUUAUCUUAGAGCGGUACGAUAAAUUCUGCGAGAUUUAUGAUCAUAUGUAUCAUUAUCUUAAAAGAAUGUGUUGGAGAGAAGAUUCUAUAUUGAAAAUAUGUAAGAGAUUUGAAUAAUAUAUAAGAGACUUUAAUUUGGUCAUUCUACUUACCGCCAAUUAGUUUUAAGUUUAAAGUCUAAAAAACUUAUCAAUACAAGAGUAUUUUAACGAGGCAAAAAAACUCGAAAAUUUCUUAAACGAAAAAGAAAAAAAUUAAAGAAUUUAAAUCUUAAUGAUGACAUAUUAGAUAUUGCGUAUCUACUAGUAAAUUAAUAUGUAUAUGUUCACUACACAAGAAAGCUCGUUAAGGGUAUCUUCAACCUUACUCUAUUGUCCAUUCUAAAAUAGAAUUUAAAAUAAAAAUGCUCUAAUGGUAUUCUAUUUCUCACUCUAUAAUAGAAUGGUUUAUUCUAGAUAUAGAAUAAUUUUUUUUUUGUUCAUAACUCUAUUUUCUAUUCUAAAAUAGAGUAUUAUUAAAACAAACUCAAACUCUAUUAUAAAGUUACUCUAUUUUAAAGUAAAAAAUAAUGUAAACUAUCGGAGAUUGUGUAAGAAAAUAUGUCUAUGUUGAACUUUGAAAUCUUAUUGCAUUUUAAUCUAGAUGCAAUUAAAGGGAGGGAGACAUACGGCCCUUACAUGAUUUGAUCAUACCCCCUUUUAACAUAGUUGUUUAUUUUCAUCCUUAAAGACCAAUUAUAUGUGCACGCAAGAAACUCGCCCUUCUGUGUCUGUAUAACAUUAUAGACUAUCAAGCGAUAUUAUUUUGAAAACAAAUUGCAAUACUAUCACGUUCGUCACCCAACUGCCUGUCAUAAAUUUGAGUUUGUGCCUUCUGAUUUUCACAUAAUGUUCCAAACUAGUGACGCUGGACUGGCCCUAGCUGGGUAUCUUUGAUUAAUGUAAUAUGUAUCUGUCACACGUUAUAUGUAAUUUACAUUAUUAUUCGUAAGACCCAAAUAAAAUACUCCAAGUUGCACUUAAAUAAAUAGUUUCGUGUGCGACUGCAUACACAUAAUUAUAUUAUUUCUCGGUUCGACCCAAAAAAAGAAAAUUUUUAAUUUCAAAAUUAAACUUAUCAAAUCAAAAUGAAAAUACAAUAAAAUGUCUGUAAUCGAAACUGAUAUGCAUAAUACAUCAACUCAAUAAGAAUCAUAUAUAGCCAUAAAACCUAGCACAAACAACAAAGUCCACCGUUUAAAGUGUUCAUACUAUUUGAAGAGACUGCAAUAAUUAAUAAUCAGGAAACAAAUUCAAUGAAUGUUCCCUUAAGGGUAUGUUCAGUCCUUCCUUACAUUUAGGUUGGAACUUGUAUACUGAGAAAUAUAAAUAUGAUUUACGCUUUACAAUUAUCAUUAAAAACUGUUUCCUGACUAAAGGAGAUUCGGAUAUACAGCUAGGUUUGUUAUCAAUAUCACUAGUUACUUUGUUUAACAACCUUAACUAUAACUAGCUCUUGUAAAAACCUUAACUAUAACUAAUUAUCGAUCGAAAAAAAAAAUUCAUUUCUUAAAUUUAUGAUUAUAUCUAAGUCAAAAACAUGUUUUGUAUAGCAUCACUUUUUGAGAUUUUACUAGCUAUACCACCAUAAAUAGACCACCAUAUUGUAACUCUUUCAUUAUUAUUUUGUAGAUCCACGUACUUCACUAUCUGACCAUCAAACGUGCUAAUUCAACUGGAAUAGUUUAGUUUAAUAUGUGUGACAAAAAAAACUUUAAUACUAUUUGUUAGUGGUUUGUAAUCUAACGUAGAGCACCUCACAUGUAACAGUAGCUCUGGCCAUUGAUGCGUCGAAGUUGACCAAAAAUUUUGAUUCUCUUAAUAAUUAUGACAAUAAUGAUGUUAUGAGUUAAUCUAACUUAAACCAAAAGACAAUCUUUCUAUAUAUUUCUGGAAUUUUUGUAAGUGAUAUCUAAACUUAUAAUUCGAUCAUUAUCCCAACCUACAUUCUUCUUCUUCUUCUUUUUUGAGAAAAGACAAUUGUACUCCGCAUUAAUUACAACAGACACACAGUAAGAGGGACCAAGAGAUGGGAAUAUAGAGUGCACGAGAUUCCAUAUUGUUCAUGUUUAAAUUACAUACGUAACAGUUUAAGAGUUAUAUGCAACAGUACCGCGCGCAUAAGUUAAAAAAAAAUAACAGUACCGCAUAUGCAGAACGGACCACUAAUUAUUCCUCAAAAACCAAAGUACAACUCUCUACUUCAUCCCAUCUAUGUGUAUGUAAGUUAGUGUAAGGACCGAGGGCUAAAAUAAUUGCAUAGGCUAUGGAUAGACACAUGGGCUACAGCAUACAUUUGUGAAUAUUACAAUUAUUUCAUCAAAAGUAAAAUACUCCUCAGCUAUAUAUGUAUAUCAUUAUAAUUAUUUAAAACUUCGUUGGUGAAAAGAAAAGUGGUCUGCUAUAUAUAGCCAAAGACUAGCAAGAAAAUAGAAGUUGUGAGUUUAGAAGCUACUGCAAAUUACAAAAAAAAAUGGAGAGUCUGAUGAUGAUGGAAACGGCCAAGACCAUUUGGUGGAUAAUAGUUAUAGGAGCGCUAGGUUUAGGGUUUCGUAUAUACAGCAAAGCCAUGACGGAGCAAUGGAGGAUGCGGAGGAGGCUGACGAUGCAAGGUGUGAAGGGUCCUCCGCCGUCGCUAUUUCGCGGAAACGUGCCGGAGAUGCAAAGAAUUCAAUCACAAACAAUGAUCAAUAAACACUACUCUGGUGAUAAUAUCAUCGCACAUGACUACACUUCUUCUCUCUUCCCCUAUCUCGAUCAUUGGCGAAAACAAUACGGGAGGGUGUACACAUACUCGACGGGGAUGAAGCAACACUUGUACGCAAACCACCCUGAGGUGGUGAAAGAGCUUAACCAAGCCAACACUCUUAACCUUGGCAAAGUCUCCUACGUCACCAAACGCCUUAAAUCCAUUCUCGGCCGUGGCGUCAUCACAUCUAAUGGGCCUCAUUGGGCCCAUCAACGCCGUAUCAUCGCCCCUGAGUUCUUCCUCGACAAAGUCAAGGGAAUGGUUGGUUUGGUGGUUGAAUCGGCGAUGCCAAUGCUUAGCAAAUGGGAAGAGAUGGUUAAAAGUAGAGAAGGUGAAACAUUUUGUGACAUAAGAGUGGACGAAGACCUAAGAGCUGUCUCUGCUGAUGUCAUCUCUAGAGCUUGCUUUGGGAGCUCUUUCUCCAAAGGCAAAGAGAUCUUCUCUAAGCUUAGAUGUCUUCAAAAGGCCAUCACUCACAAUAACAUCCUCUUCAGCCUCAAUGGCUUCACUGAUAUUGUGUUCGGGACUAAGAAGCAUGGGAGUGGAAAUAUUGAGGAGCUAGAGAAGCAUAUCGAGUCUUUGAUAUGGGAAACAGUUAAGGAGAGAGAGAAAGAAUGUGUGGGAGAUCACAAGAAGGAUCUAAUGCAAUUGAUACUAGAAGGAGCAAUGAGUAGUUGUGAUGGUAGCUUGGUGGACAAGGCAUCAUCUUACAAAAGUUUUGUGGUGGACAAUUGUAAGAGCAUCUAUUUUGCUGGCCAUGAGACCAGUGCGGUUGCUGUUUCUUGGUGUCUUAUGCUCCUUGCUCUAAACCCUUCUUGGCAAACUCGGAUUCGUGAUGAAGUCUUGCGUUUCUGUACGAAUGGUAUCCCCGACAUAAAUUCUAUUUCCAGCCUCAAGACGGUGACAAUGGUUAUUCAAGAAACGUUGAGGUUAUAUCCACCAGCAGCAUUUGUGUCAAGAGAAGCACUUGAGGACACAAAACUUGGAAACCUCGUGGUGCCAAAGGGAGUAUGCAUCUGGACAUUGAUCCCUACGUUGCACAGAGAUCCCGAGAUAUGGGGAGCUGAUGCAAAUGAAUUUAGGCCAGAGAGAUUCAGUGAAGGUGUCUCUAAAGCUUGUAAAUACCCUCAGUCCUUCGUUCCGUUUGGCUUAGGUACAAGGCUGUGUUUAGGAAAAAACUUUGGUAUGAUGGAGCUCAAGGUUCUUGUGUCUCUUAUUGUGUCAAGGUUUAGUUUUACUCUAUCUCCCACAUACCAACACUCUCCAGUGUUUAGAAUGCUUGUUGAGCCUCAACAUGGUGUUGUCAUUAGGGUUAUUCCAAAUUAAAUAAGAUCUUAUGAUAUAUAUAUAUGGUGCUAGCUUGUGGCUUUAGUUUUUACUCCCUUAAUAGUAACAAUAUUUUCUUUCA